This is a messenger RNA of Zasmidium cellare ATCC 36951, 1569 nucleotides long. RefSeq lists its product as uncharacterized. Gene Ontology annotation, cellular component: signal recognition particle, endoplasmic reticulum targeting; cytosol. The record is from RefSeq and is a predicted model, not a curated record. Gene Ontology annotation, biological process: SRP-dependent cotranslational protein targeting to membrane; SRP-dependent cotranslational protein targeting to membrane, translocation. Bases 1 to 1569 code for a protein of 522 amino acids. NCBI's taxonomy places the organism in Eukaryota, Fungi, Ascomycota, Dothideomycetes, Mycosphaerellales, Mycosphaerellaceae. The transcript has 5 exons. Gene Ontology annotation, molecular function: 7S RNA binding; endoplasmic reticulum signal sequence receptor activity; GTPase activity.
AUGGUGUUACAAGACCUAGGCCGGCGCAUCAACGCCGCCGUCACCGACCUCACGCGCUCCCAAACCCUCGACGAGAAAGCCUUCGAUGGCAUGAUCAAGGAAAUCAGCAACGCUCUCAUCGCCGCCGACGUCAACAUCAAACUCGUCUCGCAGCUCCGGAAAUCCAUCAAGGCGUCCGUCAAAUUCAACGAGCUCCCUCCGCACGCCAACAAGAAGCGCAUCAUCCAGAAAGCCGUCUUCGAUGCCCUCGUCGAUAUCGUGAACCCCCACCAGAAACCUUAUGAGCCGAAGAAGGGCAAGAGCAAUGUUAUCAUGUUUGUGGGUUUGCAGGGGAAUGGAAAGACGACGACGUGCACGAAACUUGCGAGGUGGUAUCAGGCGCGGGGGUACAAGACGUGCUUGGUUUGCGCGGAUACGUUUCGAGCUGGUGCGUUCGACCAGUUGAAGCAGAACGCCAUCAAGGCCAAGAUUCCGUACUACGGCUCGCUCACACAGACGGACCCCGUGGUUGUCGCGAGAGAGGGUGUGGAGAAGUUCAAGAAGGAGCGAUUCGAGAUUAUCAUUAUCGAUACUUCAGGUCGACAUCAUCAGGACGAGGCGCUGUUCGCCGAGAUGGUGGAGAUUCAAGGCGCAAUAUCGCCACAUCAGACAAUCAUGGUGUUGGAUGCGAGUGUGGGUCAGGCUGCCGAAUCACAAGCCAGGGCAUUCAAGGAAGCUUCCGACUUUGGAGCCAUUAUCAUUACGAAAACCGACAGUGCAGCCGUAGGAGGAGGCGCCAUUUCUGCCGUUGCUGCUACCCACACGCCGAUUGUUUUCAUUGGUACGGGAGAGCACUUGCUGGACAUGGAGAAGUUCAACCCUCAAUCUUUCGUCUCGAAACUGCUUGGGAUGGGCGAUAUGCAGGGCUUGGUGGAGCAUGUGCAGUCUUUGAAGUUGGAUCAGAAAGAGACGUUCAAGAACAUUCAGGAGGGCAAGUUCUCUGUUCGUGAUAUGCGAGAUCAGCUUGCGAACAUCAUGAAGAUGGGUCCAUUGUCGAAAAUGGCAGGCAUGAUUCCCGGUCUUAGUAACGUGAUGGGUCAAAUGAACGACGACGAAGGCUCCAUGAAACUCAAACGAAUGAUGAUAAUCUGCGACUCCAUGACAGCCAAAGAGCUCGACUCCGACGGCAAAAUCUUCGUCGAGCAACCCACGCGCAUCACCCGCGUCGCCCGCGGCAGCGGCACCAGCGUGCGCGAAGUCGAAGAACUCCUCUCCCAAACGCAGAUGAUGGCCGGCAUGGCCAAGAAGAUGGGCGGCAACAUGAAGAAGAUGCAGGCUGCGCAGAAGAACCCGGCCAUGGCGUCGCAGAUGCAGCAGAUGCAGCAGCGCAUGAAGGCGAUGCAGGGGCAGGGGGGUGGCGGGAUGCCCGGGAUGGGAGGUAUGGGUGGGAUGCCGGAUAUGGGGUCGCUUAUGAAGAUGAUGGGAGGUGGUGGCGGCGGAGGCGGAAUGCCGAGCAUGGGCGAUAUGCAAAAGAUGAUGCAGCAAAUGGGCAUGGGUGGGAUGCCUGGCAUGGGCGGUGGGAGGAGAUAA